GAGCCCCGGGCGUGAUAGGUACUUUGCUGGGUAAGCGGAGACGGGUGCCCCCCAUCCACUCCUCCCGGUCGUGCGGGCCUUUCCCGCGGAGCCCUGGACCUGCAUUCCUUUGAGUUUACCGCGGACUUAGGGCGGGAUCAAAGGGAAAGUGGCCUGCGCCUGUUUAAUCAAGGGCUUGUGGACCGAAACUAAGGCUGGGGGCGGCGGAGGGCACGCGGGUGAGCGGCGCAGGCGGAGGAAGGGCCGGUCCUGGCUGCCGCGCCCUCCCUUCGUGCUUGGUGCCGAGGCCCGGAGCGCCCAGAGCGCCGCGCCGAUCCGAGGUUCUGCCUGAGGGCGGGCUCGGGUCCGCCCUGGCGCAGGGAGACAGGCCAGCCUUUCCACGGGAGGCUGCUUAGCGCUUGUGACCAUAUUUGGUCUGGCGAGGAGGCAUCUUGGCUGUUUGGCUUGCAGUUGUCUGCUAGAGCGCAGACGGUGCCCAGAAAGUGCCUCUGUCGCUAGAGCUGCGGCUUCGCCAGUGGGUGCGUUGUAAACAAACAACCUUGAAACCAUCCAUCAGUCUUUAGUCUCCUUGCGUGACUCGGGUCACUAGAACUUGAGAGGAAACCUGGUCAAAGCUGGGUACUGGAAAGGGAGAGCAAUCGCGCCCCCCUCCCCCGCGACAUCCGCGCGGGUUGUGGGAGGAUUGGAAUGUCCCUGACGCCCUCCAGAGAGCCUGGAGCCGGCAUGGAACCAGAGCAGGUGGCUGGGAGUAGAGAGGGUGCACCAGUGACCCGGAAAAAACCACCCACCCUCCCACCGGCUGGAUCUAGGAGAGGGGUGGAGACCCCCAGCCCCUAGAUCUAGCUUGGCAAGACAGCUGCGGGAAGUGGGAGGCAGCCUUGGCCUUCGGAGCAGCUCAAUUCCUUUUUCCCUUGUCCCCUCUCCGCUGGAGGGAAAGGGAAAGCGGCUGCGAGUAGGCUCCCAGCAUGGAAACCCAAAACAGGCUUGAACUCACAACCCUGAGAUCAAAACCUGAGCUGAAGUCAAGAGUUGGACACUUAACCGAUCAAGCCACCCAGGCACUCCAGCCAACUCUUGAUCAGAAAGGAGCAAGGUCACAUGGUAAGGUGAUCAGGUGGGAUGAGAAAUAUUGGUACAGCCAUCUUUGGAAAAUAUUACCUGCCACAGUAAGUUUCUUUCAAUAAUGUUGAAUAGAUGCUGGCUGAGUGAAUACAAGGUAUCUUUGUUAUCUGAAUAUUAAUUCUCAGGAGCUCCACUGAAACACUGUAAUAUAGGAAAGCAAAAGUCACCAUAAUAAAAAUAUUCACUAAUAUACACUCAGGCAUCUCUCUCCGUUCAACACUGCGAGUAUCUCUGAUUAUUGGAAGUAGUAUUUAUUCACCUAUACAAUGCAAAAUGAAAAGGUAAAUCUUGAAAAAAUAAAGAUUUCAUUAAGUCAAUUAUUUUUAGAGUAUACAGUAGUCCCCCUUACUUACAGAGAAUAUAUUCCAAGACUCCCAGUGGAUGCCUGAAACCACAGAUAUUACUAAAUCCUAUAUAUACUAUAUCUUUCCUCUAUAUACAUACCUAUGAUAAAUUUAAUUUAUAAAUUAGGCACAGUAAGAGAUUACCAACAACACUAUUAAUAAAAUAGAACAAUUAUAACAAUACACUAUAAUAAAAGUUAAGUAAAUAUGGUCUCUCUCUCAAAAUAUAUUAUUGUACUGUACUCACCCUUAUAUGAUGAUGAUAAAAUACCUAGUGAUGAGAUGAAGUGAGGUGAAUGAUGUAGGUAUAGUGAUGUAGCAAUAGACUUCUAUUAACCUUCUGAUAAUACAUCAGAAGAAGGAUCAUUUGCUCCUGGACUGCAGUUGACCAUGGGUAAGUGAAACCCCAGAAAGCAACACAGUGGAUAAGGAGGGACUACUGAAUUUGGAAUCUUGUGUAACUGGUAGACCAGUUAACAACUGGAAAAAAAAAAAAUCAUCGAGCAUAUGUUAGUGGAAUUAUCUGAAAAUCCAAAGAUUAAGAAAGGCACUAGGGAAAGAUUUUGAAACCCUUUGAUUAUUUCUACAUGUUAAAGUGAAGGGUAUUCUGUGUGUUGUUAUCUUUUGUUGGAAAAAUUAUGUGCCCUCAAAAAAAAAAAAAAAGCAAUACUUGACCCAGUUUUUGUACAUUUCAAGGACUAGCCCUUAGUUUCUAUAAUAACCUAAAUUUGGUUACCUUUAAAAUAAAAUUAUUUUUAUAAUUUUUAGUUCUAAUAAUCAGAUAUAGUCCAAGUCGAACUUCUUCCUGUGAAGUUUUGAUCCCUUUUUGAGUGGAUUGACUUCAGUGGCCUUUUUUUCCAUUACUGAGAAACAGCCCUCUUAUAAUCUGCAUAAGCUUUCAUCCUUCUCUGGGAAGUUAAGUAUGAGCAAUAUCAAUUAAAAUUACUUCAGUGAUAGUAUUUUUAGAGCUUUCUUAGAAAGCCUAUUAUAUUAAGUGAAAUGAAACCUGAGAUCUUACAAGAGUAUUAGUUUUGCCUUAGAUAUGAGAGCAAGAUGCAUCUGUAGUUAUCUGCCAGAUACUCUUUCAUCAAACAUUUAUGGAGCACCUGCUUUUUGCAAGGCAGUAUGCUAACGUACUGUGGGAAUUAUAAAGAUGAACUGACUCUGUGAUGAAAACAUUAGCUUAUGUAUUUUUAUUCAAGGUCACUGUGAAGUUUACACCACUGUGUCUACCAUGGCCCCCUUCACCUUCACCACCACCACUACCCCUACCACCAUCAUCACAUCAUCACCUCUACACCAUCAUCACCACCACCAUCAGCCCUACCACCAUCAUCACCACCAUCACCCCUACCACUGUCAUCACCAUCAUCACUUCUACCACCAUCAUCACCAUCAUCACCUCUACCACCAUCACCACCCCUACCACCGUCAUCACCACCAUCACCCCUACCACCAUCAUCACCACCAUCACCCCUACCACCGUCAUCACCACCAUCACCUCUACCACCAUCAUCACCACCACCAUCACCCCUACCACUGUCAUCACCAUCAUCACUUCUACCACCAUCAUCACCAUCAUCACCUCUACCACCAUCAUUACCACCACCAUCACCCCUACCACCAUCAUCACCACCAUCACCUCUACCACUGUCAUCACCAUCAUCACUUCUACCACCAUCAUCACCAUCAUCACCUCUACCACCAUCACCACCAUCACCUCUACCACCACCAUCACCCCUACCACCGUCAUCAACAUCAUCACCUCUACCACCACCAGCAGCAGCCACACAGAUCUAACAGUAUAAAACACAUUUAUUAUGAAAACUGGAAUUAAAUAAAGAACUUUAUUUGGAUAACAGCAUCUCUCAUUCAUUUAAUUCGGUUGUAUUUCUCUUGGCAUAUAUUGCACAUUCCCAAAUGAUACAUACCAAUAUACUGAAGUUUUCAGAGCAUUUUUGCAGCAUUUUGACAUGCUAAGAGGAAAUUUUUAAGUGUGAAGGACCCAUAGAAAUUACUUAUUCCAAUUCCCUCAUUUCUUAGAUCAGGAAAAAGAAGCUCAGAGAGGUGAAGUGACUUAUGAGUCACUGUGAGUAGACAAGGACAGAUCAAAAUAAGAACUCAGUCCUCAUAAUUUACUCACUGUCCUACUGACUCCUGGAGUAGGAGGACAAAGGAAAGACUAUCAGUUCUGCCUGAGGACAAAGUUAUCACACCUCUUAGGCGGACAGAAACUCUCUGAAGAAAAGGAGAAAGUGCAAAUCCUCUCCCAGGAAACAUUUGUUAGCUCAAUUUGUGUGGCUGGUUAUGUAAAUGAAGAGGCCUUGCAAGGGGAUGGGGUCAACAGUUUCCUGGGGGUUCAGCUUGGUAAUGGUGUAUGGCCUGGAAAGAAAAUGAUACUUUGCACUUGCAUAAUACUUUUCAUCCCUCCAACAAUAACAAAUGCAACUUUGUAGUUUCAGCCAAAUACUGCAAAGUACUUCACAAAUGUUUAACUCAGGAAUCCUCAGAACAACCAAGAAAGGAAGACUUCUGAAAGGAAGGAAGAAAACAGCUCUCAUCCUCAUGAUUCAGUGAGGAAUCUAAGAGAGAGACACAGUGAGAGAGGGAACACAAGCAAGGGGAGUGGGAGAAGGAGAAGCAGGCUUCCUGCUGAGCAAGGAACCCGAUGCAGGGCUCGAUCCCAGGACCCUGGGACCAUGACCUGAGCUGAAGGCAGACGCUUAACGACUGAGCCACCCAGGCACCCCCAAAGGUGCGGUUCUUAAUAAGAUGGAUGAGAGGUCUCUUGCAGCAACGCGAGUGGGAGCACCAGGCGCCGGCUCGGAGCGGAGCUCCACGGAUCGCUUUAAGAAAUGGCAGACAAGCCGGACAUGGGGGAAAUCGCCAGCUUCGAUAAGGCCAAGCUGAAGAAGACGGAGACGCAGGAGAAGAACACCCUGCCGACCAAAGAGACCAUUGAGCAGGAGAAGCGGAGUGAAAUUUCCUAAGAACCUAAAGGAUUCCCCACCCCCGUCAUCUUCGAGACACACCAGUCGUGAUGUGGAGGAAGAA
Mirounga angustirostris (Northern elephant seal) is the source of this 4520-nucleotide messenger RNA. RefSeq lists its product as uncharacterized. The coding region runs from base 2636 to 3274 and encodes 212 amino acids. The record is from RefSeq and is a predicted model, not a curated record. The transcript has 3 exons. Lineage: Eukaryota; Metazoa; Chordata; Mammalia; Carnivora; Phocidae.